Messenger RNA from Centrocercus urophasianus (Greater sage-grouse), 783 nucleotides. It is a transcript of the gene NKX6-3, whose product is annotated as NK6 homeobox 3. Gene Ontology annotation, biological process: cell differentiation; regulation of transcription by RNA polymerase II. The record is from RefSeq and is a predicted model, not a curated record. Bases 4 to 783 code for a protein of 259 amino acids. Gene Ontology annotation, molecular function: DNA-binding transcription factor activity, RNA polymerase II-specific; RNA polymerase II cis-regulatory region sequence-specific DNA binding. The transcript has 3 exons. NCBI's taxonomy places the organism in Eukaryota, Metazoa, Chordata, Aves, Galliformes, Phasianidae. Gene Ontology annotation, cellular component: nucleus.
GCCAUGGACACCAACCUGCCAGGCACCUUCCUGCUCAGCGGCCCUUCACUGGCCCCCUUCCCUGAGGCCAAGGCACCUGUCUGCCAGUACUCGGUGCAGAGCUCCUUCUACAAGCUGGGUCCCCCUGGGCUGGGUGCCCAACUGGCUGCCGGCACCCCACACGGCAUCUCCGACAUCCUCGGCCGGCCCACAGCGACUCCAAACAGCAGCCUACUGCCCAGCUACCCCCACGCAGGUGGAUUUAAUGGACUGAGCUCCCCAGGCGUCUAUUAUGGGCCACAGGUGGGGGCCCUCCCUAAAGCCAGCAGCGAUUACGUGCCACGGGGCAGGAGCUGCUGGGCAGAGGCACCCGACUGGCAGGGCAGCCGGCAGUGCGGUGGCCCCCCUGCACACCUGACUGACAGCCUGCACAAGAAGAAGCACACGCGUCCGACCUUCACAGGGCAUCAGAUCUUCGCUCUGGAGAAGACAUUUGAACAGACCAAGUACCUGGCAGGGCCAGAGAGGGCACGGCUGGCAUAUUCCCUCGGCAUGACUGAGUCCCAGGUGAAGGUUUGGUUCCAGAACCGACGCACCAAAUGGAGGAAGAAGAGUGCCCUGGAGCCCUCCUCCUCCUCGCAGCGGGCGGGGGGCUCCAGUGGAGAGCGGGCAGCCUCUGAGACCGAGGAUGAUGAGUACAACAAGCCCCUGGACCCUGACUCUGACGAUGAGAAGAUUCGGCUGCUGCUGAGGAAGCACCGUGCAGCCUUCUCUGUGCUGGGGCUGGGCACACACAGUGGCUGA